Molecule: messenger RNA, 1077 nt
Organism: Odobenus rosmarus divergens (Pacific walrus)
Lineage: Eukaryota; Metazoa; Chordata; Mammalia; Carnivora; Odobenidae
Gene: PRR11
Product: proline rich 11
Exons: 9
Coding region: 1-1077 (358 amino acids)
Cellular component (GO): cytoplasm; nucleus
Source: RefSeq, a predicted model, not a curated record
AUGCCCAAGUUCAAGCAACGAAGAAGAAAGCUAAAAGCCAAAGCAAAAAGAUUAUUCAAAAAAAGAGAAGCCUCUCACUUUCAGCCCAAGCUAAUUACACCUCCUCCUCCGCCACCCUCACCAGAAAGAGUGGUUAUUCCUUCAGCAGAUACAUCCCUUAGCAGAAGCUGGCUAAGACCAUCCUGGAACUUCAGAUUUCCCAAUAUCAAAGAUACUGUAAAACUUUGGACAAAUAGAAUGUGGUCUAUAUACCACUGGUGCCAGAACUGCAUGGCCCAGAGUUUAGAAGUAUUGAAAGACACCAUCUUUCCAUCCCGUUUCUGCCACCGAGAACUUCACAGUCUAAAACAACGGUUUUGCGUUUUGGAAAGUGAAUUAUGCAAGCUCCAGGAAACACUGAAGACUGUCUCUGAAAAAUCUUCCUGCCCAAGCUGUGGUCGAACAUUUACAAACGUACCCGCCGGUGUGCUAACCACCCCUGGAGAAUCUCGAGCUGUACUUCCUCCCACGCUGCCGCAGCCAUCCAGCCACCUUCCCCCUAUGCCUCCACCACCCCCCCCACCUCCUCCUCUGCCUCCGCCACCACCACCUACAGCACCUGUGCCGCUCAGAAGAUCUGAUUGCACUAAAGCACUUCAGCCUGGACCAUUAAAAAAAGAGGGACCCAUGCAGAUAACAGUUGAAGAUCUGCUGACUGUGAAAUUAAAGAAGACACAGUGUUUUGAUGAAAGGAAGAAGCCUGUACCAUCACCAAAGGCACAGAGUCCACUAGUUACUGUCUCUGACCUGCAGCGUGUCACCCUGAAGCCCAACUCCAAAGUGCUAUCAACUCGAGUUACAAAUGUCUUGAUUACCCCUGGUAAAAGCCAAAUAGAUCUGCGGAAACUACUUAGAAAAGUUGAUGUAGAGAGGAGCCCAGGUGGAACCCCACUUACCAAUAAAGAAAAUAUGGAAACAGGAACUGGGCUGACUCCAGUAAUGACCCAGGCCUUGAGGAGAAAGUUUCAGAUGGCUCACCCUAGAAGCCCAACUCAAACCCUGCCACUUUCUACAAGCAGCUUUGAUGAACAAAACUGA